This is a messenger RNA of Juglans microcarpa x Juglans regia, 1457 nucleotides long. RefSeq lists its product as uncharacterized. The record is from RefSeq and is a predicted model, not a curated record. NCBI's taxonomy places the organism in Eukaryota, Viridiplantae, Streptophyta, Magnoliopsida, Fagales, Juglandaceae. The coding region runs from base 162 to 1217 and encodes 351 amino acids. The transcript has a single exon.
AAUGACUCGAAACGGUCAACAAUCUCUGCAUCUGUCCCCCUUCUUCCCUCCUUCCCCUUUUAAUCUUCAUCUUCGUUACACUUUUCAAGCUGUCCCAGCUUCUCCUACCAAACUCCCAACAAUUACUGAAGUACAAAAAGGCAUUCGCCAGGUUCCCGAUAAUGGAGAUCGUGAUUCCACCGACUACCAUGGAUUUCGAUUUCAACAACAGCAAUUCACGUCCUUCUUCGCUUUACAUGAGCGCUCCUUCUACCCCUAAACGUUUUGGCGAGUUCUACUUCAGUGCUCCGACCAGCCCGUCGCGUGGCGUCUCCGAGUUUUACCAGGAUGAGUUUCCGAUGCGGAAUGAAAGCAGAGCUGGUGGCACGAGGGAGGAGGCGGCGGGGGAAUUCGCGUUUGAUUUUUGUGAAGAAUUAGAGAGGAGCUCUUUGCCGGCUGAUGAGCUCUUUGAUGGUGGCAAAAUCCGGCCUUUCAAGCCUCCUUCUCGGCUGCAAAUAGGUAGAAAAGCGGAGGCGUACACCACUCCGAGCAGUCCUGUUUUGCUGUCUCCGAAAUCGCCCAGAUCACAGGGGAAGAAGACAUUUCUGGGUGUGUUCUCGCGUAGACGGAAGAAAGACUCCGACCCGUUUGCGAUGCAACUGGAGAACACUCGCAGGAAAACAGAGCAUGAAAGAGGAAGAGAAAGAAGUACAGACAUAUCAUCUUCAAAUUCAGGGCGCAGGGCGUCUAGGUCGCUCUCUCCUUUCAGGGUCUACGAGUCUCAAUGGGAGGAACAAGAAAAGACGCAGCAAAACACCAAACAGCCAUCACUGAACUCGAAGGCUUCAUUUUCAUCAACCGCUGCUUCGUCUUCUUCUUCUUCAAAGAGUUCUUCUAAGAAAUGGAGUCUGAAGGACUUUCUGCUGUUUCGGAGCGCUUCGGAAGGAAGAGCAACAGACAAAGAUCCUUUCCUCAAGUUCUCGCCGGCUUUGCACAAGAGGCAUGAAGAUUUCAAGAACUCGAGCUUCCGGUCACCGGACACUUCUGGUUCAGUGGGCAGAUCGAGAAGAGGGCCAGUUUCAGCCCACGAACUGCAUUACACCGUGAACAAAGCGGUGUCGGAGGACUUGAAGAAGAAAACUUUCUUGCCAUACAAACAGGGGAUUCUGGGCAGACUGGCAUUCAAUCCGGCAGUCCAUGCACUCGCCAAUGGCUUUGGGUCAUUCACACGUUCAUGAAUCUAGAUAGAUUCUUCAAAGAUUUUCCUAAUUCUUCUCUUUUUUGUUGUAAAAAAUAGUUACUUGUUCCAACAAAUGUAGAAACUCUCAUGAACAACUUAAUUUGUGGUUCAUAAAUACUAUGCAGAGAAAAAAAAAAAAAAAACUGUAUUUUACCAAUGUUCAUUAGUUUUUAGAGAGUAAUUGAUGGAAACAAGCACAAUCAAAACUUGUCUCCAUCUUGAUCAUGUUUUACCAUUU